UUCCAGAACCAUGCCAAACAGCGAUGGGAAGUUCUACCCAUCGCUGUUAAAGCCUUGGUGCAACAUUACCACAAGGCAGAAUGCCCUUACCCAGCGAUGGGAAGCUUUACCCAUCGAUGGGAACCCAGCGAUGGGAAGGCUUAACCAUCGAUGUUUCAAGGUCACGACAACUACAACACAUGGAAUUUGCUCUUACCUGUCGCUCUGGUGGAGGAGCAAUAGUAUUGACCAGCAAAGUCAAGCAGAACGCAAGGUGAUUCCAGGGAUCAUAGCGCACGAAAUCUGGAAGGAGACCGAAACCCAAAUCAUCCAUAUGAUCUGGAAAAAGUUGCUGGAAUGGACAAUUGUAAAAGGAAAGAGUAGAAUCAGCGUCACUCACUCGUCUAUCCCACCAUUCAUUUCAUUACUGGCAAUUCACACCUUCCCCUGGACAAGCGCAAGGGAAGGGAUGAUACUUAGUACAGAUGUUGCGGUGAAAGAUGAUAUUAUGUGUGGCGGAGCAAUCCUACGCACAGGCACAGGAAGAUUCAUUGGAGCAAAGUUAGCAAUAAUCCAAGGAACAGAAAACAGUGAAGAAGGAGAAUUGGCUUCUGCACUAAUGGGCCUCAAAUGGGCUGUUAGUAUCACAACACAACCCAUCAACAUCCACUUAGACGCAAAAAAUGCGGUGAAACGAAUCACGGAGAAUAAACAGGAGGACCUUUUUAGUAACGAGAUUCAUCAGCUGCUGGCAAAAAAUAGAGGUCUAGCAAGACAUAUUUUCAAAGAGGAAAAUACGGCAGCUCACUCUCUCGCACGUUACACUCUCACAAAUAACUUGUUUCGAUCAUUCAAUGUAUUAGCACAGUUACCUCCAUCUGUUAGAGGGGCGAUCUAUAGUGGGCUAUCUAUCUCGGGUGUUAACGGGCCCCGGGAUAGUCACGAGAUGGCAUCGAACCACACGAAUAGUCAUUCCAUCAACCUGCGCUAUAUCCUUGAGAGCCCAAAACUCUUAGGGGAAAACUUUAUUGACUGGGAGUUAAAUCUUCGAAUCAUUCUUGAACUGGAGAGGAAGCUCUAUAUCCUUGAUAAAGAGCCUCCAAAUGCACUCGCGGCGAACGCACGCGCUGUCGAACUCGCUUCUUACCAGAAGUACGAGGACGACAAGCGUGACGUGAAGUGCAUCUUCCUAGAAAGCAUGAUCCCGGAGCCCCAAAGGCUCCACAAGGACAUGGAAGCGCGCCCCAUGAUGCAGCGCUUGAAAGACCUUUACCAAGGUCACGCUAGGCAUGAACGCUUCAAGAUCUCUAAGACUCUGUUUUCUAGCAAGCUGGCAUCGGGAUCUCCAGUAGGCCCAUUCGUUCUCAAGCUAAUAGGCAUGAUUGAAAUGCUUGAAAAACUCGAGGCCCCGUUGCACCCAUUUCUAGUAAUUGAUCUCAUUUUGGGAGCACUGCCAGUAGAACGCCUCAUGAAGUCUGGUAAGCUGGAUUCCAAAUUUGACAGGUGUAAAUUUGUGGGAUACCCCAAGGAAAUGAAAGGGUAUGAGUUAUAUCAUCCGACCGAUAACAAAAUCUUGGUUGCUCGGAAUGGAACCUUCUUUGAGAAGGAGUUUAUCUCUGCUAUUUCUAGUGGAAGAAAGGUAGAUCUCGAAGAAAUUCGAGAACCACAAGAAGAGAUCUCAAUAGCAGUGGAACCCGAGCGUCAAGCUUUUGUAUCUCGACCGGCUCAGGUUUUACCACGUAGGUCACACAGGAUGGGUAAUCCUCCGGUUAGAUACGGGUUCCUUGUAUCUGAUGAAGACUGCGGGUGGGUCCUCGUUCUGAUCGAGUUGCUAGCGGCGGCCAACGGAGACGGCUUCGACUUACUCCUCUUAGGCGGCGGCGCACUCGAAGAACCCUUCUCGUACCUCUUUCCCCCGAAUCCAAAACUCUUCCCGCUCAGCCCGGUACUGGUCGCGGGUCGCGGGUCUUUCGUCGCUCGAUCCUCCUUCUUGGUUGCCUACAAAUCGUCCAAGCUCUUUUCCGUCUUCGCAAUCAAAUCAUACGCCGCAUUAAAAUCUGUCGUCGUGAUCAGCGCGGCGUACGGCCUCAAGUCUGGCCGUUGCUUCUUGACGAACUCAUUCAAACGAUCCUCCGGAGUGGAGACCAGACUCAUCGCAUACUGGGACAGAAUGAGUCAAGAAUCUGCCCAAGGACAAGGCAACAAUAAUGAACACGUCAGUGUUCAUACUGAAGCAUCUAGCUUUACCCCUCCCGUCCAAAAUGAACCCGUCAAUCAUCAAAAUGUUGGGAAUAACCCGAACGCUGAUGGUCAACCCGACGUUGUGAUUCCCACAUUUCUGGCAAAUGUAUUACAACAGAUAGCCAACGCACCAAUGUUUCAACCACCUCCACCACCGCCACCGCGAGUAAUAACCUACAAAACAUUAAGGGAUAACGGUGCAGAAUUAUUCCUUGGGGAUCGCAUCGGUGAACCCCAAAUUGCAUGGGACUGGAUCAAGCAGACUGCUCGAGUGUUGGAGGAUCUUAACGUACCCAUUGGCAACUAUCCCCAACUGGCAUCUCAGCUCCUUCGCAAAGAAGCCUACGAGUGGUGGAAGAGGACCGAUGAGAGUGUAAGAACCCCUAAGCCAUGGACAUGGGCACAUUUCAAAUGGGCAUUCAAGCAAGAAUAUAUUCCAAAAAGUUUUAGCGAAGAAAGACGUAAAGAAUUUGUCGAAUUGCAACAGGGAGGCAUGACACUCCCCGAGUAUCGUCAGAAGUUUACCAGUCUUGCUAAGUUUGCACCAACCUUGGUGAGUACCCCAACUGAUCGCAUCGAGGAAUUCAGGAAGAAACUUCGACCUGACCUUAGGUCGCGUGUAUCCGUCUUAACCACCGUGGAUUUCGCGGAGGCCUAUGAUCUCAUAGCCAGGGCAGACAGCGACUUGAGUGCUUGCAUUGAGUAUCUGAAGACAAAUAAUGUCAGUUCAAGCACUCCCCGUCCCAUUAGCUCUAUCUCAAAAGGAAAAAGGCCCUUCCAGGAAUCUAGCAAUUCACACUUCUCAAAGAAGGGGAAAUCGGUGCAGACGCACUCUGUGGCGUCGGAAAACAAAUCAAGAGGGUGGAAACACCCAUUGUGCGAUACAUGUGGGAGACAUCAUCCAGGCGAGUGUUGGCUUGCACAAGGAUUAUGUCUAGGUUGCGGCAAACCUGGACAUUUUCGAAGGGAUUGCCCCACUCAUCCUGGCAAACCAUUUCCGACAGCCCCAGUUGUGAGCCAAUCAGCAUCAGCACGACCUGCGCCAAGUCAACGAUCAACGACGGGAUCUAAUCCGGCCAAGAACCAAAGUCAGCAACAGGGACGAGCUCCUGCUCGUACUUAUGCAAUGAAGGCACGAGCUGAGGAAAACCCUGACGUCAUUCAGGGCUGACGUAAUGAAAGAAAACUUAGAACAACCU
Cuscuta campestris is the source of this 3419-nucleotide messenger RNA. NCBI's taxonomy places the organism in Eukaryota, Viridiplantae, Streptophyta, Magnoliopsida, Solanales, Convolvulaceae. The record is from the annotation of a GenBank genome assembly.